AGGAGGAAGAGGAGGAAGAGGAGGGCAAAAGGAGAAGAAGGAAGAAGGGCAGCUGGGCCUCGGCCGGGUCCCGACGGGCUGAUGGCAGCGGCGGAGGGCGAGGGGGGACGGCCAAUGAGGGCGGCCGGAGGGGGCGGGGCGUCGCCGUCUAUUUUGUCCCGCGGCCGCUGAGGGGAAGCGUCGUCGUUCAUAUGCAGAAGUGCUGGCGGCCAGCGCGGCUUCAGCUCCCGGCCUGGGCUGCGGCGGCGGUGGGAUCCUCGGCGGCGGAGGCGAGCGCGGGCCGCCCGCACCUCCGCACCCUGCGCAGCUUCCGGGCCCCCCGACGGCCGCUGCCGCCCCCGGCUCCCUCCCUCGCCCGCGGCGGCUGCUGCUGCCCUCGGGGCUCGCCUCCCCCGCUCCAGCACCCCGGACCCGGCUGCCGCUGCUCCCGCUGCUCGCACUGCCAGCGGUCGCGCCCGAGCCACAGAAAAGUAGGCAUGAACCCCUGAGAGUAUCUUCAAAGUAAACUCUUCACCUGUAAAAUCGAAGUGUAAGUCUUGAGAUUGACUAGCGUAGAUCCAGCGAUGACCCAAGAUUUGUGAAGUGGGACACGGAGGAGCACUGAUGCUUGUCAGCGUGAGCAGUGGAAAAGGGACCCCUACCAUGGUAACAUUAAUAACAGAAAAGCUACAGAACCAGAGCUUGGAUGAUCUCACCUGUAAAACAUACAAUAUUAAUCUGUACUCAUCUGAGGAGCUGAACAAAAGUGGCAGCUUGUUUCCUUUCGAAAUCAAUGUAGAAGAAAAUCCUUGGAAAGUGUUGAAUGGAGGAUGCCCAAUCCGAACCGAAGUGACCAAGGUUUCAGCUUUCCCUUUCCCAUCAUGCCCAUUUAGUUCGGCAAACAUGUGUCUCCAAUGGCAGAAAGAAUCCCCCAGCCCAUCGAUGGUGUCAGGAUGGAUCAGUGAACUCAACCUGAAUGAAAACUCUGGGCAGCCUCUGGCCCCACCUCCUAAGCGACACUGUCGAUCGCUGUCAGAGCCCGAUGAGCUGGCUCGCUGCCGGUCACCAUGGAAACCUGGCAAUUCCAAGGUCUGGACUCCCGUCUCCAAAAGACGAUGCAACAGUGGCGGCAGUGCCACCUUGCAGCGCUGUAACAGCGGCGGCAGCGCCACCCUGCAGAGAAGCACCAGCAUCAGCCUGCCCCAGAGCGUCCUGUCACUCCAGAACGUGUUCCCCGUCACCGGCUUCCACACGUCUCCGGUGCCCAGGCCCUCUUCAGCCAGCAGCGGCUUUGUGGACAGUAGUGAGGGCAGUACCAGUUCUAGCAUCCGCUGGAAUUCUGCUGGACCUUGUGAUUUUAACCCCAGGCGUCGCCUCUCUCUUUCCCAGGAGCACAUUCCCGAGGCGGGGAACCUCUUGCCUUCAGCUAAUAGCACUCCCACAUCCACACCAGAGCUUAGUCGGCGCCAGGGCUUGUUGAGAUGCCGCUCACAGCCUUGUGUACUGAACGAAAAGAAAAGCCGGCUAAAGCGCAGACGAGAGGAAGACGUGCGGUGGAAUCGCCCAUCUUUAGACUUUUUUAAAAUGACACGGUUUCUCUGGACUGCCACCAAAUAUGUAUCUCCUCAGCCGAGUUCCAGUGGAUCAAAAACUAUGCCAAUAGCUAAUUUUAGAAGAAAGUCUCCUAUGAUUGGUUGGUGUAAUUGGUAGAGUAUCUUGAUACCAUUCAUCUCAAAUAACUUUUGAAGAUAUGCUAAUUUUCAAAAUAUAUUCUUGUAUAUAUGAAUAAAACUAACUUUUCACAAUAUUACAGUUUUUCAAGAUUUACAAUGCACUUUAUGUAUGGUUUCUCAUUUGAUCCUCACAACACCAUCAAGAGACUGGUACAAUUAUUUUCUCUGUUGUACAGAUGAGGAAACUGAGGCUGAGAGGUGAAGCCUCUUGUUCAAGGUAACAUAGUUAAGUGUCUGAGUCAGUAUUUGAACCCAAUUCAGUGUCAACUGAUUCCCGAGGUAGUGUAACUUUUUUGUUUUAAAUAAAAGAAUAUCGACUGGAGGAUCUGGGGUCAGAAUUGACUUUUCUACUUAGUUGUUUUUUGACCAGUAGAAUACCCUCUUUUAGGACUUCAUUUCUUCUUAGAUUAGAGGACUCCCAUGUGCUUUCUAGCUCUAAUAAUUGAAGGACUUUAUAAUCCAAGGACAUUUGAUUUUGAUAUUUUAAAGUAUUAUUUAAAUAUUGGUCCUUAGGAAAAGGCAUUUGUUUGAACUAGUUUGGAGAAAGUAGUCCUGGCAAACUUUUCUGUUCUUAGACAACUUUUGAAAACCAAAGAUUUUUCAUUCCUGCAUUAAAUAAAAAUGUGUAGGGUGCUGGACUAGGAAGUGUUGUGAGGAGCACAAAAAUCAGACUGCCUCAGACUGCAGAGGACAAUCCCAUGGGAGUACACAGUCUUUGUAGUUCAGAUCUGUAUUAAAUACUGAAAUCCUUCUUGUUCAUUCACUCACAACUUAGUGGUGAAACAGAGAAGUGGACUGAAUGCCCUCACAUAAAAUCUUCAUUUUAGUAUAGGUAUAUGUAGAGAUACACUCAUGGAAACAGUGCUCUUAGUGAUGUAACUGGAAUCUGAUUUUUUCAUAGAUAAGUUAUAUUGAGAUUUAUUCUUGAUCAAGACUGUGGUGUGAUAGGAAGAGUUUUGCCUCUAGUCGUGACCUGAAUGCACAUUUAGGCCCUGCUGAUCAGCCAGCAGAACACUAAAUAAUUACUGAGAUGGAUAAAGUAUUUGAACUUUUGCCCAGUGCUUUAUAAGAGAGGAAGGCAUUGGAUUGCCUGCUCUGAGGGCCUCAGUUUUCUCAUCUUUAAAA
Molecule: messenger RNA, 2837 nt
Organism: Sarcophilus harrisii (Tasmanian devil)
Lineage: Eukaryota; Metazoa; Chordata; Mammalia; Dasyuromorphia; Dasyuridae
Gene: FAM53A
Product: family with sequence similarity 53 member A
Exons: 5
Coding region: 604-1689 (361 amino acids)
Biological process (GO): protein import into nucleus
Cellular component (GO): nucleus
Source: RefSeq, a predicted model, not a curated record